AUCAAGAAUUUACAGUAAAUCCUCACAGCAUCAAAAUUUUAAGAAUGGCAGUUUGGAAAUCAACCAACGGAUCAUCCAUCCCAAAAGAUGCAAUAAGAGCUGGAUAUGAGAAGGAUGGAACACCACUUUUUAUAGCCAGGGCCGAUAUGAAUGGCAUCAUGACACCUGGAAAAUGCUCAGUUGAGCUUAAUGGAGCCCAUAUUCCAUUUGACGGAAAAGAAGAAAUCGUUCCUUAUUACGAUGUUUUAGUUCUUCCUUUCACAAGUAAUGGAUUUUUAGAUUGGCAGAAGGCUUCUAACGGGUACGUGCCUUGCAAUGCCUACGAGACGGCUGGCGGAAUUUAUAUUGGUAGAGCCUUCCACCACGGGAGCUUAGUGCCAGGGAAAAUUAAUGUUGAUCACAGCUGUGCAUACAUUACUUACGGGGGAGAAGAAUUUAGAGUUGAAACUUACGAGGUCCUGACUAAGGAGAAAUGAAACUUGUACGAUGUUUGCAACAAGUUAUGAUAUUUGUUUUUUGAACUAUUUAAAACAUCUAUCAAAAUUUCCG
Molecule: messenger RNA, 549 nt
Organism: Saccostrea cuccullata (small rock oyster)
Lineage: Eukaryota; Metazoa; Mollusca; Bivalvia; Ostreida; Ostreidae
Exons: 2
Coding region: 45-476 (143 amino acids)
Source: RefSeq, a predicted model, not a curated record